Cryptomeria japonica (Japanese cedar) is the source of this 1005-nucleotide messenger RNA. RefSeq names its product F-box/kelch-repeat protein At1g15670-like. The transcript has a single exon. Gene Ontology annotation, molecular function: protein binding. The coding region runs from base 1 to 1005 and encodes 334 amino acids. Lineage: Eukaryota; Viridiplantae; Streptophyta; Pinopsida; Cupressales; Cupressaceae. The record is from RefSeq and is a predicted model, not a curated record. Gene Ontology annotation, biological process: regulation of phenylpropanoid metabolic process; negative regulation of cytokinin-activated signaling pathway.
AUGGAUUUUCUGCAGGAACUCCCUGAACAAAUAUUUCGAGACAUCUUAUUGAGAGUGUCAUACGAAUCUCAACCAAAGAUUAAAGAGUUGUUGAAACCUGCUAAAGAAAUGAUGGAAUCUUCCGAGUUCUACGAAGAUAGAAUUAAGUUUGGUUUGGCUAACAAAUAUAUUUGCUUGCUUCAGCAUGCUGCGAUAUCUAUAUACGAUCCAGUUGAUCAAUCAAAAAUAAUGUACACUCGUAUUCUCCCUGGUUUUCAAAUCUCAAAUUUUUCUCACAUUCUGUGUGUUAAAAAUAAGCUUGUUUUGCUGGGCCUGCAAUUUAAUUGGAAUUAUACUUCAGCAAUUUUGAUAUAUGAUUUAUUAUCUAAUACAUGGAAGCAAGGUGCUCAAAUUCCAAUUGGUCAAAGCAUACAUGAUUUCGCAUGUUGUGCCUCACCUGAAGGAUUUAUUUACAUUGCAGGAGGGUAUGUCAAGUUUAGUAGUUUCAGUUAUAGUCGUGCCAAUUUUAGUCGUAAAGCAGCAGUAUAUAAAGUAGAUAAAGACGAGUGGGAGCUUCUUCCUGACAUGCACUAUGAAAUGACCGAUUGUGGGGGUGUCUUUUAUGAAGGAAUGUUUUAUGUCAUUAGUCGUAACAAUAGAACUCAAAGAUUUGAUCCCAACACAAGAGUAUGGACAAUACUUAAUUUGUCUUCUCCAAUUCCACAGUCCGUCCAUGCUAUGUUUGGACGACUAAUUGCAGUUAUGUACAAUAGAAUAGAGCAAUAUGAUUGGGAGGAAAAUGUGUGGAGAGAAUUGGAAACCCUCCCUAAAAUACUUGAGUAUGUUCAGGCCACAGUAUGGAGUGAUCGAAUUUUCUUAUGCGGAUAUGAGACAGCCCUUUCUUUGUAUCCCAAGUUUUAUAUGCAUAAACUUGAAGCAGUUCUCUCUGACAGGUGGAUUUCUCUCGAUGAACCGAAAUUUUUAGAGGAAAUUAUUGUCAAAUCUGUUGUCACAAUAGAAAUUUAA